Contarinia nasturtii (swede midge) is the source of this 1374-nucleotide messenger RNA. RefSeq names its product transient receptor potential cation channel protein painless-like. Lineage: Eukaryota; Metazoa; Arthropoda; Insecta; Diptera; Cecidomyiidae. Gene Ontology annotation, cellular component: membrane. The transcript is spliced from 2 exons. Gene Ontology annotation, molecular function: monoatomic ion channel activity. Gene Ontology annotation, biological process: monoatomic ion transport; transmembrane transport. The record is from RefSeq and is a predicted model, not a curated record. The coding region runs from base 1 to 1287 and encodes 428 amino acids.
AUGACAAGCAUCGAAUAUAUUUCGAAAUCAAAAGAACACAAGCAAUUGCUGAUGCAUCCGCUAAUUGCAAGUUUUUUAUCAUUAAAAUGGAAUCGCCUGGUGCUAUUCUUCUACAUCAAUUUUCUAUUAUGUACAUUAUUUGCUGUGACGACUGUUACAUACAUUUUGGUGUAUUAUAAUCACCAAGGAUCGUCCACGUUGAAAGAUUUAUUGCGCGUGGCCAUGUUUAUACUAACCAUUUACAUUGCGGCACGUGAAAUGUUUCAAUUCACAUUUUCACCGUGCACCUAUCUAAAGGGGUUGGAAAAUUAUUUGGAAUGCACUUUGGUGGUAUUGGUGAUGCUGAUUUUAUUCGAUGUCUGCCCAAUCAGUUACCGUCGAACCUUUGGUUCAUUGUCGAUUUUGUUUAUUGCCAUCGAAAUCUUUUUAUUGGCAGGAUCGUUGCCAUUUUGGUCGUUUAGCACACACUAUGUCAUGUUACGAACAGUUACCUACUCUUUUUUAAAGAGUUUGUCGUUAUAUGCAAUCAUUUUGCUGGCAUUUGCUUUGUCAUUUUUUACAUUAUUGCAUGAACCAACGGAAGAAGAGACUGAUGGUAGUAAGAGUGGCGACGAUAAUGGCGACGAGGAUGAUGGAGAUUUCAAUAAAUUUUCAAAUCUUGGACUUUCAAUUAUGAAGACUUUGGUAAUGUCAACCGGGGAAUUUGACGUGGCUAGCAUCGAUUUCAAAGCUAAUGCUUUCAGCUACGUCGUUUUUAUGAUGUUUUUAUUCCUCGUAACCAUCAUUCUUUUGAAUUUAUUGAACGGUUUGGCGGUGAGUGACACACAAGCCAUCAAAUCGGAAGCCGAACUUACGAAUUUCAUAAGACGCGCUCAAGUGCUUGCCCGGUAUGAAUGUGUAUUAGCAACAAGCUAUUCGACUGUCUUUAAAAUAUUGCCCUUUUGUCAUGAAUUCGAUACAUUCGAUGAAACAAAGCCGAUUUAUAACAUUCGAAUCAAGCCAAACGAUAAUAAUCAAAUAUUAAUUCCCGACACAAAUAAUACUAAUGACGAAGUCAAUCAAACUGACGAUAAUCUCCGGCCUUUAUUGUGUUUCCAUCGCCUGUGCUGUAAUCGGUGCACUCACAUGGACUCAAAAAUUGUGAAACUCGCCUUUCAGUGCCUAGAAAAGACGGCCAGAGAACAGCACGAAGAAAACGAAAAAGAAAAACAUAACGAACGACUCACUAGAAUGGAAGAAACUCUUGAAACUAUUGUCGAUAAAUUGAAUGACAUUCUAAAUAAGUGAAGUGUUUAUUUAUAACUUUUUGGGUGAUAAAAUAUGUUUUCCAUCAAAUGGUAAUAUUUUUGUGAAUUAAAAUAAUCUCUAAUGAAA